CAUUAACUCUGGAACUGAACUGCCUCUUCUAAUCCUCGUUUUGUGUACUCUCUCUCUCUCUCUCUCUCUCUCUCUCUCCAUUGCCUUGUCUGCAUUCAUGUCUUCCUCUUCUGCUUCUGCUGCAUGCUGAAUUGAUCGAGUUUCUUUCAGGUUUUCUUUUCAUCACCAGUACUAGCUGCAUAUAUGCAGCUAUAACUUUGCUGGUGGAUUUGAGUUUGAAGCUGGAUCCCUCAGUUUUCAGCAUCCUUCCUUGAACGUACCUCCAUAAAAACCUUUCCAGCAUGUAAAGUCUGCCUUCCCUACUCAAUCCCAGAAUAUAUUCAUCCAAGAAAAAAAAAGGUGUUUCUUUCUGUAUGUUUGAAGAAUUAAAGUUAUCUUUCUUUCAGUGAUAUAUAGUUCUCGAUCUGUAUAUCCUGGCUCGCUUCAGUCGGUCUAUUCCUUAGCAGUACAUUUACAAAAGCCUCAAAAGCAUGUAAUUUUCUUCCCACUCAUCCCAAAAAACCCAGAAAAAGAAAAAAAAAAUCAAUAGUGUUAUCCAGUUUCAUCGAGUUCAUAAUGCUGCCGUAGUCGAAUAUCUUAGCUUUAUUCUUUUGGGUUACCUAUCCUGGCCAAGAUUAUAAUCCUCGUGUAGCGACAAUUUUAUAAAAAUCACAGAAUCAUGUAAUUUACAUCUAUCUCGUUUUCCCAGUAUCCAAUCACAAAAAAAAAAAAAAAAAAAAAAGAUCUUCUUGUUUCUUAUUCAUUAAGGUUGCAGAAAUUAAGAAAUGCCGGAACCAGAGACAGGUACGCCACCGGAGUCAGCUCCGGCUACGCCAGGGACGCCGGGUGGCCCGCUGUUCACAUCUCUGCGAGUGGACUCGCUGUCGUAUGAUCGGAAGUCAAUGCCGCGAUGCAAGUGCUUGCCCGUGAAUGCUCCAACGUGGGGUCAGCCUCACACGUGCUUCACCGACUUCCCUGCACCUGAUAUCUCUCUCACUCGCAAGCUUGGAGCAGAGUUCGUGGGGACCUUCAUCCUGAUAUUUGUAGCGACGGCCGGACCCAUUGUAAACCAGAAGUACAAUGGAGCAGAGACACUGAUCGGGAAUGCAGCUUGUGCAGGGCUGGCAGUGAUGGUCGUGAUUCUGUCCACGGGACACAUCUCCGGUGCACACCUCAAUCCAUCUCUCACCAUUGCUUUCGCAGCACUGCGCCACUUCCCUUGGGCUCAAGUCCCAGCCUAUAUUGCGGCACAGGUUUCAGCCUCCAUUUGUGCUUCCUUCGCUCUCAAGGGUGCUUUCCAUCCCUUCCUGUCCGGCGGAGUCACGGUUCCUUCCGUAAGCACAGGCCAGGCUUUCGCCAUCGAGCUCAUUAUCACUUUCAUUCUCCUGUUCGUUGUCACCGCCGUUGCCACUGACACCCGAGCGGUGGGAGAGUUGGCGGGCAUUGCUGUUGGAGCUACUGUUAUGCUGAACAUUCUCGUGGCCGGGCCAUCAACCGGAGGUUCAAUGAAUCCGGUAAGAACUCUGGGUCCGGCAGUUGCAGCAGGAAAUUACAAGGCACUGUGGUUAUACCUGGUGGCGCCCACACUUGGGGCCCUUCUCGGUGCAGCGACAUACACGUUAGUCAAGCUCCGAGACGACGAGACUGAUCCGCCGCGCCAGGUCAGGAGCUUCCGCCGCUAGGCAUGCAGCACUCGAACCUAGCUGUAUAUGGUUGCCUUUCACGCCGAUCCUGAUGCCGCUGUUGCUGCAAUUUCAUUCACUACUUUUUGGCGGUGUUUGGAAUACUUUGAAGUACCAUGAUGUGAUAGCUUGAAAGUAAUAUAAUAAUAAUAACAAGAAGGAGGAUAAAGGUGUGGUUGGCGUCUGAGGAUGUGACCAAAAGUCUACUCUCUACAGUUGGGUUGAAUAAAAAAGGACAUUAUUUCCUUUGUCUGGUGCUUGUCAUCUCACGGGGGACUCUCUCCUUGGAUGGACGGCUGUGUUACGUUGAAUUUGCCUGUAUUUGGUUGUCUUGUCUCCUUCGCAAGAAGACCCAACCUCUAACAAUUAUGUGUGUUGUGUGUGCCUUCGGUUUUGUUUCCUUCGUGAAAAUACUAUGCGUUUGUUGCUUGGUUUGAUGCU
Messenger RNA from Juglans microcarpa x Juglans regia, 2102 nucleotides. Its product is annotated as probable aquaporin NIP5-1. The record is from RefSeq and is a predicted model, not a curated record. The transcript has 4 exons. Gene Ontology annotation, molecular function: channel activity. NCBI's taxonomy places the organism in Eukaryota, Viridiplantae, Streptophyta, Magnoliopsida, Fagales, Juglandaceae. Gene Ontology annotation, cellular component: membrane. Bases 765 to 1661 code for a protein of 298 amino acids. Gene Ontology annotation, biological process: transmembrane transport.